UGUCGUCUGAUCUUCAAGCCCCAUGCCAUCCAGCAAACUGUAAGCGCGCUACAAAACCAACAUGAAAAAGUAUGAAAUAGGUGAAAUGUCUUUUCCCGAAAACCGUAUCUAUAUCGUGGCCGGUGAAGUCGUCGUUUUAUUAGCUGCCUUGAAACGAACAUCGGGAUGGACGCAUCAUUACCAGGAAGAACAGGACCCGCUGACAAGAGGUUUAAUGGGCCUGAAGGAAAUGUUGGGCCGGGCUACGGACUUGUCAGACAUGGAGCCAAGUGUGUACUUUGGACCCUUUUUAGAUAUCGUUCGUACAGCAGAAAUGCCCGGAGCUGUCACUUCGAUGGCCCUAGCAACCGUUAACAAGUUCCUGUCCUAUGGACUGAUUGAUCCAAGGUUAGAGUCCGCAGCCGCCACUGCAGAGAGCGUAGCGGAUGCCGUCACGAGGGUCCGCUUUGCCGGCACGGACACGGGUUCGGACGAAGUCGUGCUCGUCAAAAUCCUGCAUGUCCUUCGAUCGCUGUUCCUGUCGCCGGUUGGAGCUCUGCUCUCCAAUGAAUCUCUCUGCGAAAUCAUGCAGACGUGCAUUAGGAUAUGUUUUGAGGGAAGACUUAGUGGGCUUCUGCGAAAGGUAGCCGAACAGGCAUUGACGGACAUGGUGCAGCUCCUCUUCUGUCGGUUUCCGCAGUUUUCCGAAGGCGCCAAGGGGGGCUUAGUACGAAAACUUAAAAUGCGUUCGGGCGCCAUGGAAGGUUCGAAGGGCAGCAAGAAGAGGAAAUCGCCUCAAGUGAGGCACACGAAAACUUCGAGGGACGCGGAAGUUGCGCAGCAGCCGCACGCGGAACAAGCCCCGACCCAGAAUGCGAGCGUUACUUCUGCAGAGACAUGCUCGACGAUCAAUACGGAUUCCGAAGCGCACGUUCAAGAUUCAUCAGUUGGUGACCCUCCGGGAGUGAUCCAUUUGUCGGACUCUGUGACUUCCAUCGUGGACAUGGAGGCGACGGCUGGUUGUCAAGGCGACGGCUUUGACAAUUCCCUACAAGUGAGCACGGAAAGCUUCGUAUCCGUCGGUCACGAUGGCUGCGAGAUGAGUUGCCCGGAGAGCCAUCAACCCCCCGCUGUCCCAUCCAGUCUCGAGGCCAGCACAGAGUACGAAGAGGGAAAAACGGCGAUAAACUGCACCGGAGACAACGAUUAUGUGAAUCCACGUGGAGUACGUUUCACCACACACCACGGCGGAAAAGAAGGUCCGGUGCUGCCCUAUGGACUUCCCACCGCACGAGAGGUGUUACGUUUCCUCUGUACCCUGAUCAGCCCCUACGACCCUCAGAACACGGACUCUAUGAUCAGCAUUGGUCUCAGCUUAGUGGCAGUCGCCUUGGAGUCUGGCGGUGACCAAAUCGGCAAUUUCCCGUCUGUGCUGGCUCUGGUGAAAGAUGACCUCUGCAGGAAUCUCUUUGCUUUGAUCAGCACUCCGCGGAAUGUAUCAAUUUUGCCGUUGACAAUCAGGGCGUGUUUUCUACUCUUCGAGUCGCUGCGCACCCACCUCAAGUUUCAACUAGAGAUGUACCUGACAAAGCUGAUGGAACUCGUCGUGACGGAGCCCAUCACCUACAUCCACAAGGAGCUGGCAGUCGACGCCAUUGUCCACCUGUGGCGCAUUCCAGGGCUGGUCACCGAGCUUUAUCUCAACUACGACUGCGAUCUUUUCUGCUCCAACGUGUACGAGGAUCUCACCAAAGUGCUGUCAACGAAUCCAUAUCCCAUGGCGGAUCUUUGUUCUGUGCACCUGUUAUGCCUGGACGCCUUGCUCGCGGUUGUAGACAGCAUUGAGACACACUGCCACUUUCGAACCCUGUUGGAGAGUCAUGCCAAGACAAUUGCACGUCCCGAGGAAGGCAGUGCAUCACCCGAAGCACCGACGACGCCCCCUGCACCGCCGCUUGUCCUCGUGCCUUUUGGCUACCAGAUGGGGCAACAGAUGCUCGGGAGACAAUCUGGAGACAUAUUCCUCCAAACGACGCCCAAGGGGCGAGAAUCCCUUUUUAUUCAGCCAAACAGGAAGAACGUCUCGGAAAACAUUCCUACGCACGAAGAGCUCAUGGCAAUCAAACACAGGAAGAAGGUGCUGGCAUCAGGGACGGAGCAUUUCAAUGCCAAGCCAAGCAAAGGCAUAGAGUUCCUCCAGGAACACGGCCUCCUCAGCAAUCCCCUCGAUCCCGCCGAAGUGGCUGCCUUCCUCAGGGACAACGCGCAGCUGGACAAGAAAAAAAUUGGGGAGUACGUGUCGAACCGCAAGAACCUUAAGGUCCUGGACGCUUUUGUCAAGUCAUUCUGCUUUCAAGGCACGAGAAUAGAUGAAGCCCUUCGGAUGUACCUCGAAACGUUCCGCCUUCCCGGAGAAGCUCCGCUCAUUGCGCUUCUAAUGGAACACUUUGCAGAACAUUGGCAUAAAAGUACUGGCGAACCGUUUGCCAACAGCGAUGCUGCCUUCACGCUAGCGUAUGCAGUUAUCAUGUUGAACGUGGAUCAACACAACCACAAUGUGAAGAAACAGAUCAACCCAAUGACAUUAGAAGGCUUCAAAAAAAACUUAAAGAAUGUGAAUGGAGGCAUAGACUUUGACAAGGAUAUGCUCGAACAAGUGUACAAUGCAAUCAGGAAUGAGGAAAUUGUGAUGCCGGCGGAACAGACCGGUUUAGUCCGAGAAAACUACCUUUGGAAGGUUCUUUUGAGGCGAGGGAUGGCCAAAGGAGGUGCCUUCGUGCACGCUCCAAACGGACUUCUGGAUCACGACCUGUUCACUCUGGUGUGGAGCGCAGCCGUUUCUACGCUUUCUUUCGUCCUGGACAAGGCUGCUCCCGAGAGCAUGGUGCUGAACAAGGCCAUUGCGGGAUAUCGAAAGUGUGCCAGCAUAGCUGCGCAUUAUGCCAUGAGUGAUGUCUUCGAUCACCUCAUCAUCUCUCUGUGCAAGUUCACGGCGCUUACGAGCACGGAAGCACCUGAAAGCAUUCCCGCUGCUUUGGGCAACAGCCAGAAGGCCCAGUUGGCUGCCAAGACAGUUUUCACUAUGGCCCACAGACAUGGAGACAUCCUGAGGGACGGUUGGAAGAACCUGAUAGACUGUAUGCUCCGGCUCUACCUGGCCAGGCUUCUCCCAGAGCCGUUGGUCACGGCAGAAGACUUUGUGGAUCCCUCUGGUUCGGUCUCCCUAGCUCGUCCAGAAGAGUCACCCCUGCAGGCACAGCGUAAUGAACAGCAGGGGUUCCUAAGUUCAGUUUAUUCGUACCUGACGGAAAGCAGUCAGCGAGGUCCCAACCCCGAAGAUGAAAAAGCCAGGGAGGCCGCCCAAGCAUGCGUGGUCAACUGCAAUCCGGAACUUCUCAUCUCGGAGAGCAAAUUUUUGCGAAUCGAUGCGCUGCAAGAACUAGUCAAGGCACUGAUAUACGCGUGUCAUGGUCCCGAAAGUCACUCAUCCAUGUCGGGCGGCUACGACGAAUACUCGACUGUCUUUCUCUUGGAAGUGCUCAUCAAGGUUGUCUUGCAAAACAAAGAUCGUGUGGGACCCAUCUGGCCAGCUGUGCGUGACCACCUCUACAGCUUAGUGAUGGGUGCAAGUGCCAGCGAUUACCGCUUCCUCCUGGAACGGGCUGUCGUCGGCAUCCUGCGCCUUGCCAUACGGCUUAUCCUGCGAGAGGAGAUGGCCUCACAGGUGCUGCAAUCUCUGGGAAUGCUACUGAUGCUGAAGCCAGCUACGAUACAGCAAGUAUCCCGGCAGGUGGCAUAUGCACUCUAUGAGCUCCUACGCACCAGUGCCCCUUGCAUUCAUGCUGCUAAGGAUUGGGCAACCGUAUUCUCACUGAUGGCAUGUGCCGGAGCUGGACUCCGGCCACCAGGCCUCUUCGGUACUCUAACUCCAGCCUCCCCAGCGAAAAUGGCUCCCACAUCCGUAGAUGACGACGGAUUUGGUAGUCUGGGUGUUCAGUCAGAUAGCGAAUUAUCGAGAAAAACACCAGCGGAAUGCUGCGAGGAUCGAGGAUACACAUCAGAUAGCGAACUCUACCAGAACGUGGCAUCAUCGAGCAGCGAGAACACGAGACCCCCUAGUGCUGAAGGCAUGCCAGCGCUACAUUCUGCAGGCAAAAGUGGCUUGGCGACCGGCGGAUGGAUUCUGGUCAGUGAAGGGGAUGAAGGCAGUCGUGGUUCCCCCACCAACCAGUAUUCAAUAAUGCUGGCCUGUGACCUGAUGCCACAUGACCCAUUUGCCCUGGCCAAGUGCUGCGAGUGCCUGGCAUUCCUGGUUCGAGACAUGGCACACAUCACGCAGAGCAACGUGGCCGGAUGCAUACGUUGCAUACGGGUAUUCGUCGAGGCGAGCCUGCACGGGGGUCAGAAUGCCCGCAGAAAAGGAGCAAAGACGAGAGGCACAAAAAUGCAGACGAGACGCAGGGACGACCACUGUCAGAGGAAGCAGCCUCGGUCGCACAGCGAAGGGUACGAAGGCGACAGUGAAGAUAGGUUAGAUGAAGCGCCGUCCGAUUAUCAGCGUGUUUCCAUUCAACUGUUGGACCUGAUGCACGUCCUUCAUACAAGAGCUGCUUCCAUAGUACAAGUGAAAGACACAACUCCUCCGGACACAACAGGGUCUUUCUUCCACGCUGGGCUUCCAGCAAGGAAUGCGGGUGACUUGUCCGUUCUGUCAGGGCAGCCACUUAGUUUGUGGUCUACAUGUUGGUGUCCACUUCUGCAAGGUAUUGCGAGGCUGUGCUGUGACACAAGGCGGGACGUACGUACGUCUGCCCUGACCUACCUUCAACGGUCACUGCUAGCUCAAGACCUUCAGGCACUGACUGCCCUCGAAUGGGAAGCAUGCUUCAACAAAGUCCUUUUUCCUCUGUUGACAAAGCUGAUGGAAAACGUGAGUCCUUGCGAUCCGCUGGGUAUGGAAGAGACAAGAAUGAGGGGAGCUACGCUCCUGUGCAAGGUGUUCCUUCAACACUUGAACCCCUUGCUGUCUCUCCCAACAUUCACUGCACUCUGGAUGACUAUCUUGGACUUUAUGGAGAAGUACAUGCGCUCAGAAGGCAGUGACUUACUGAGUGAAGCAAUUCCAGAGUCGCUGAAAAAUAUGUUGCUGGUGAUGGAGACGGCAGGCGUCUUCGAGGAGAAUGGAGAAGAGUUGGGAGCCAAGCCGCAGACCGGGAAUUAUGGACGCCUCUGGAGCGAAACGUGGGACCGCAUCGGCAGCUUUUUGCCGAACCUUCACAAGGAAGUCUUCAAGCCACCUCCUGUGCCGCCUCCGCCAAAUGUGACGGUGCCGACGACGUCGUCUCUCUCGGAAUCGCCGUCCGCCACGUCGAUUCCGAGUCAGCGUUUCAACGUCGAUUCAACGUCGCUCGUGCCAUCGGCGGCACCCCAGUUGGUGUCGAUAACAACAACAACAACAACGACAACACAUGGUGGCCCUUCAUGCAAUGUUGCGUGUCAGCCGUCUGGAGUCGAAUCGGAGUCGAACCAGCGUGAAUUUGCGUCUAUUACGGGGGAAGAUCCCCCAGGACCUGGCAUGUCCCACAGCAGCACAAGCGUAAUAUCGGACUCGGGUAGCCUUCCGACGGCAACUCCGGUCGCGGCGCAAGAACAGGAGAACCCUGCCUUCGAGAAAAAAUCCGGCAUCACCGUCGCCGGCGUCACCGACGUCGGACAUCCCUCGGUCAUCCUGCACCCGCCCUCUUUCUCACCGCCGCCCAUGCAUUCGGGAAGCUACGUGUCCUGCGCCACUGUUGCGCCUGUUCCACUUCUCAUCGAUCCGACCGUGUUUGGCGAGAACCAGAGUUCGGCUGGACAGUACACCCUACAGCCUAGGGUGGAAUAAGAGUGAGGCCGUGCAAGAAAAGUUUAUAAAUGAAAUGGUGUCUUUCACCCUGUUGAACAGAACAUCAAAAACCUGUACAUAGUGAAAUAAAAAGUAUCGUAAAAACGUCCUA
Molecule: messenger RNA, 5975 nt
Organism: Ornithodoros turicata
Lineage: Eukaryota; Metazoa; Arthropoda; Arachnida; Ixodida; Argasidae
Gene: garz
Product: Golgi-specific brefeldin A-resistance guanine nucleotide exchange factor 1-like
Exons: 33
Coding region: 62-5863 (1933 amino acids)
Biological process (GO): regulation of ARF protein signal transduction
Molecular function (GO): guanyl-nucleotide exchange factor activity
Source: RefSeq, a predicted model, not a curated record